Messenger RNA from Adineta ricciae, 3576 nucleotides. Lineage: Eukaryota; Metazoa; Rotifera; Eurotatoria; Adinetida; Adinetidae. The record is from the annotation of a GenBank genome assembly.
AUGGAGAAAGCGAUUCGAAAUAUUCUCGAUCAAGCUCAAAAUAAUAAUAUUCGUCAUGGCGAACAUAUCAAAGCACUUGCUGAUCUUUACGUCAAGUGUGAUCAACAAGCAUUCCAUGAUGAUUUCCUCCGUUGUAUUGCUUCAACGAUCAUUGCUCCAUCGAAUUCAACAUUUGUUGCGCAUGCUCUGCAAUUUAUUUCUUCAUUUCUUACUAUUGAGAUCGGCUCAUUGACAAAUAACAAUGAUGAUUCACAACAUAACGAUAGUAUUCAGGGUGAUCUGUUUCAUCCAAUUUUACCGCGUGUGAUUCAAUUCUUCGAUGAACAUAAAAAUCAUCCGAGUGACUAUGUUCGUGCAAACAUAUGUGUUCUCAUAGGUCAAACCUUGGAGAAAAUGGCUGAAAACGCUGAAUUGGAUGGUGAUCUCUUUGAAUUACUAGUAAACAUUUGUCUCGAUCGAAUGAAUGAUAGAAGUUACCAAGUUCGGGCUCAGGCAGCCAAAGCAAGUGGUCGAUUACAGAACACAAAAGAUCCCGACGAUUUGAUUACCAAACGUCUUAUUUGGUUAAUGGAUCAUGAUUCCCAUCCACUUGUUCGAAAAGAAUCGCUUCGCUCCAUCGCUAUAACCCGUUCGAACCUGCCUCAUUUCUUACGACGUUUAACGGACACCAAUGCAACAGUUCGUCUGUGCGCGUACAAUGUCUUCGCCCAAAAAGUUCAAACAUUGAAAGUAUUACCAACAAAAGAACGAUGUAAUAUUGUGCGAAUGGGUAUGGAGGAUCCCGAGGAGCCAGUAGUUCGCGCAUUUGUUGAAUGCGUUGUGCACACAUGGAUUGAUAAGUUACCGGUUCCACCUGGAGCUGAUUUAACACAACAUCCGGAUGCUCAUAAAACGAUCACUGGCUUUUUGAAAAUGAUCGACGUAAUGAAUAUCGGUGAACAGACUGGACGAAUAUUAAAGAUGCUAUUUGAUGAUAAUUUAACUAAACAUUACGAUCAUUUCAAAGACACAUUUAUUAGCGAGAAGAAAUUGAUCGAAGUCGAACAACUUGAUUGCGAAUCGGCUUUCUUCUGGCAACAUCUAGUGGAAUAUCUGAGUCGAAGUGAUGAACAUAGUGAAAAGUUGGAAGCUAUUCUACCCGAACUUGUUGAUCUUGUCGAUGUCAUUUACGAAUUGAUUGGUUCAUAUCAUGACGAUUCCUCCAGUGAUUCGGUUUCUGCAGAAAUCAAUUUUGUUGUUGAUUGUGUUUUACAUGUCAUGAUUCAUUGUAAAUUCGAUGAUCUCGCUGGAAGAUAUCGUGUUGAAACACUAUGUCGGGACAUGUUCUUUAUGGAAGAAAUUCAUCCGACAACGUAUAAAAUGGUGAUGAAUAUUAUGAAAAAGAUCGAGCCGAAAUUCGAACAUCGACAAAGAAAAACGAUCGAGAUGUUAGCUGAUUUAGAAAAACGAGAAAAUCGAUGCACGGAACAUAUUCUAGCUGAUCGAAAGAGUGAACAUGAGAUCAUUACUUUACGUGAACGUCAAUCGGCUCUUCAAGAUUCUUUGCAUCGUAUUCGUGAUCACGAGAUCGCAUCGCAGAAUGUCGAUGAACGCGUUCGACUUGAGAAAGAUCUAAACGAAGUUAAAGAUCGUCUUUCACGUUAUGAUCAAACAAUUAUUUCAACACAAUCACAUAUGAGCGGAAUUACAUCUGCUGGUGAUCGUUCAAUCGCUGACCAUCGAAAUUUCAUGCUUGUUAAACGUCUGACUAUUCUCUGUGAAUUACUGUCAACGACUAUGCCGAAUAAAAUUCUACCACCGUCAUUUGUCACUUACGCACGAGAUUUAGGUGUAUCAAGUCUGAUGUCACUUGAUAUUCCUGUUCGUCGGCAUGCCGUACGUGUACUGGGAUUGCUUGCUGUGUAUGAUAAACAACUAAUGAUGGAGAAUCUUGAAUUGAUCAAUAAGGUUAUUGAAAAUGAUGCAUCGGUCGUUGUUAUUGAAGGUUUGAACGCCUUGGGUGAUAUGUUCAUUCGUCAUAAUGCAUUGAGUAUGAUGAAGAAUUUGAAUAAUACUCGGCCAGUGAUUCAAGCAAUCGAACAAGGAUUUCAUCUUGUUGCCCAAAUGGUUGAUAGUCGAAUUUUGAAUGUUCGGUUGACAGCACUGACAAAUAUGAUAAAAUUGUUCUUUGUCGGACAGAUCAAUAGUGGAGAAGCAUUCGCGAAGUUGAUCGUUGCUUGGUACGAUCAAUCAACAGAUGUUCGUGUUGGAGGGCUUCUCACCACAUUUUUUCCAACUUACGCUGAUAAAUUCUGGCAAACGGAUAAGUAUUUGUUCAACGCUUUACAACCAUCGAUUGACGGUCUCUUAAAUAAUGACCUAACGAAACAAGAGCCAACAUUCGUUGCUGAUGCAAUUAAACUUUUCCUUCAAUUACAUCAGAUACGCGAACGAGCUGUUCUGAAUCACUUGAUGCACGACAAACCAGCAUCGGACAAUGACGCACCAAAUGUUGAUUUAAACGAUCCAAACACAACCGAUUUGGACGUGACAAUCCAUGCUCAUUUAAAUUCGUCAAUCGUGUCUGUGAACAAACAAGCAUUAGAUAAAGAAAUUGUCGAAAAACAGAAACAUGAAGCGCGAUUGAAAUAUCAUUUCUAUGUCGCACGAACCAUUCUUACUCAAUUGAAAUCAUCAACAAAUGAUGAUCUGAUUCGUUCAUUGACAACAACAUUGAAUUUAAUUGAUAUUACUACAGAUGACUGGACAAUUAUCAAAAAUUUACGACAUAAAUCGAAGAAAGUUAACAAAUAUUUAACCAUGAGCAAACGAAAGUCCAAUCUGAAGUUAUUUAUCAAAAAACUAUCCAGUCGCAUCGAAUUAUUACGUGGAUUCGAUGAUGGUAACGACACAACGCUGAAUGAAUCAACGCUUACGGAUUCGUCUCAAUUGAAUGCUACGGUCAUGAGUGCAGUACCUGCGCAUAUUGUGAACGCCAAUGCAGUCACACCUGGCUCACCAAUGAUGGACACAGCUUUUCGUGGCCUUGGAAAGAAAAAACGUGUCGCCAAAGAUUCGCUUCUAUCACAAAAUUCAACUACUUCAUCGAUCAUGCCACCACCGGCACCUCCUCGUAGUCCUCCAUUACCAUUAUCAGCAUCAAACGCUCGUCACGACAAAAAGACAACAAAACUUCCAAUCACUCCAGUCCGACAACCAAGCGGCGAACACGAUUCAUCGUCGUGUUCAUCACUAUCGUCGUCAUCAGAGGAUGAAAAUCACACAUCAGAUAUUGAAAAUGAAAAUCCUUUACCGCCAGUCGCUUCCUCAGUUAAUAAACGUGCACGUGCCGAUGCGACAUCAACCGAAUCACUGAGUCCACCGCGUGAAAGCAACGCUAAUUCAUCUCGUAUGAUACUUCGUUCCAGUGCACGACGACAGCAGGAACCAACUAAGCAAAAUCCCGUCUCGACACCUUCUCUACGUCAACAACGUAAACAUCGUCGCAUAGAUCUUGAUAUUACACCUUUAAAUACUAAUAACAAUCGAAAAAAACUACCGCCUACGCAAUCAUCAACACCUCAUAUUAGUAAAUAA